Messenger RNA from Sphaeramia orbicularis (orbiculate cardinalfish), 2559 nucleotides. It is a transcript of the gene ntm, whose product is annotated as neurotrimin. The record is from RefSeq and is a predicted model, not a curated record. The transcript is spliced from 8 exons. The coding region runs from base 33 to 1103 and encodes 356 amino acids. NCBI's taxonomy places the organism in Eukaryota, Metazoa, Chordata, Actinopteri, Kurtiformes, Apogonidae.
UUUUCUAAUACCUCUAAAGGGGUUUGAAGACGAUGUCCGUCCGAGGAUACUUUGUCGCUUUUUCCAAAUGCACAGUUCUUUUUUCUCUGAGGAUUUUGCUUCUUGUGCCUGCAGGGUUGCCAGUCCGCAGCCAAGGGGAUUCUCAAUCCGACAACAAAGUGAUGGACAAUAUCACCGUCCGACAAGGCGAGACUGUCUUUCUCAGGUGUGCACAGGGGGACGUUGUCACACACACAGCAUGGCUCAACCGGUCAAGUAUACUGUAUGCCGGAGAAGAUAAAUGGUCGGUGGAUCCCAGAGUGAGUCUGGUGACCCUCAAUCAAGAGGAGUUUACCAUCAAGAUUGAAAACGUGGACAUGACAGAUGAAGGGCAGUAUGUGUGCGCCGUGCAGACCAGCCUUCGGCCCAGAACCACCUCAGUGCACAUCCUCGUCCAAGUUCCACCUAAAAUCAUCAACCUGUCCAAAGACCUGGUGGUGAACGAGGGCUCCAACGUCACUCUGAUGUGCCAGGCCAGCGGUAAACCAGAGCCCUCCAUCAGCUGGAAACUCAUCUCCUCCUCAGGGGACCUGGCGUCAGAUGAUGAGUACCUGGAAAUCCCAUCCAUCUCCAGACAGAGAGCGGGGACGUACGAGUGCACAGCUGUCAACGACAUCGACACAGACGUCCAGACCGUAGACAUCACCGUCAACUAUGCUCCAACUGUGUCAGAGGGCAGAGAUGUCGGAGUGACUCUGGGCCAAACAGGAGUGUUGGAGUGCGAGGCCGACGCGGUGCCCGAGGCAGAUUUUGAGUGGUAUAAAGAUGACAGAAGAAUCUUCAAUGGCUUUGAUGGAAUGGAGAUCAUGGUCACCGGAUCUCUGUCCAAGCUGACUUUCUUUAACGUGUCUGAGAGCGAUUAUGGAAACUACACCUGCGUUGCCAUUAACAAACUGGGGAGUUCAAACACAAGCUUUCUUCUGUACGUGGUAAUUGAACCCACUAGCUCAACGCUAUUGCAAGGACCGAGAGCAGUUCAGGACGGCAGCGGCGGCGCGAUGGGCGUCCACUCACACACCUGCCUCCUCUUCAUAGUGAUUCUGCCGUUCCUGCUCAGAUUUUGAAGAGGGAUGCAUCGGAUCAAGAGUGUUUUGUGUGUGGGAGUGGAUGCGUAUGUGUGCGUGUGUUAUUAUUUCUUUCUUUCUUUUUUUUUUUUUUUUUUUUUUUUUUUUUCCAACUGGAACCAUAAACUGAUGCACAUGUACUGAGUGCAUGUAUCCUACUACAUAAAUGAUGUUGACCCACUAAAUAAGUACGUAACAAAAGUUUCUGAUGUUUUUUUUUUUUUUUUUUAGAUUUCAAAGAUGUAACAAAUGUUCCACACUUUAAUUGAAUUAUGUCGGGUAUUUUUCUCUCUAAAUUAUAUUAUUCUUGGUUGUCUCUUUUUACAUAUGUCUCCGGAAAAAAAAAAAGAGGAUUUUUUAAAUGUGAUGUCUCUUGUUCAAAUGGAUUUGUCUUACUUUUUAACAGCAUUGCAUAUUCAUCUCAACUCCAGGAAAAGGCAAAUUUACUGCAAGUACGAGAGGUGAAUGUUAAAUACCUCAAAGUCAAACCGAGACAGUGAAGCAGAGGGAAUUUAGGUUACCCCGAGGCUGAAAGCCUGGUAUUAUCAUAUUUUAAUGUAUAAUAAUUAUCAUUCAGUCUGGUUGUUGAAAGCAGAAUUGUUUUUGACCUUCAAGUAUUUUUGUUCUCAGCAUUAUAGUGAUAUAUUUGCAGUUGUGUUAAGCUAAUCCUAUAACAUUAUUUUUGGAAUUUUAUUUAGUUUUAAAUAUUUUUCAGAAGGGAAAUGAAGUUGUAAUUAUUUAGAACGGAUAUCCUAGUUUUAUGGUGUUAUUUGUUGUCUUUUUUUCUCUCUCUCUCUCUUUUUUUUUUUUUUUUUUUUUUCCCUUUACCAGUACAGUUGCACACAAAAAUGGUGUCAACGCUUAUUAUGUUGUUAUAAUUAAGUAGUUGAAACAGAAGAGUUUAUUCCACUUGUGUGGAGUCGACAUCUGACUCAAUUAAUGCAAAUUUAUUAAUGCAGUUGUUACUUGUUUGAACGUCUCACAUUAUACACAACACAGUUAUUUGAGAAAAUGUUCGUGUUCAUGUUCCACAACCAGCACUGGAAGGUUAGAGACCACUCAGUAAGAUCAUGUUAACAGAAAAAUAAACACUUUGCAUGUAUUUAGACACCAAUAACCCAAAGACUGAGGCGUUUUUAUACAGCACCCAACUUCAUCGGCUCUCUCUUUCUUCAGUUCAGUAUCAAAUAGAAGACAUGAACACAUUUUUUUUUUUUUUUUGCCAUAGCGUUAUCUUUUCACAAACUGCAUACCGAAGGAGUAAGGUGGGCACAAUUUCAAAAAAAACAAAAAAACUCCUUCAUACCUUUAAAUGGACGAUUGUGAAAUGCUCCCAUUCAAAGUGACAUUUCCAGCUCUUAUUAAAGACGAUAACAUUGCAGGUUCACUGUUUGCGAGCCAAUUGCAAUAACCCGGAUUGAUUAAAGGUCUGAGCGACAAAAAAAAAAAAAAAAAA